AACCGUUAACAAUAAUUAGCUCAUACUCUAUACAUUAUUCAAUGAGUGUUUUUCCAAAGCUGUUCAUUGCAGAAUCUGUCGAAAUAAUUUUAAGGCACGGGUCAGUGACCCUGCCUAAUAUUCUCAAGUCCUGAAACGGCGGACUGUCUUCACCAACUGAUAUCCUGGAAUGGAGAGGGAGGUUAGUGCAUUUCAAAAAAUCGGAUAGCAGUUCAAAGAAUUCAGUUCAGUAAUUAAUAUGCUAUUUUUGAGAAAACUGUUCACUAAAUCGCAUCAAUUACAAAAUUAUCUGGCGCUGCUUUGGCGUGAGUGUAGAUUAUUGUUCGGUCUAAAGUAAUUCAUGGAACACAAAAGGUCCUUAUUGUACAAUUAUAUUGUCAUUAUAUUGCUAUUAGUUUGUCAAAACUGUUAGCAUGAUAGCAUCACUUACAUAUCUUGAACUGGUAUGAAAGCAAUGAAGUUCAUUUUUCACGGCUAAAAUAUGUGCAAUUUUGUGUCCUAGUAAAGCUGACUCCGAAUUGCAAAGCUCCAAAGUAAGACAAUUGCUGGUAUUUUUAGUAAACCAAUUUCAGUGGAAUGCUGACUUGUUGUAUAUUUAAACCGCCGGCCGAAGACUCUCGACAGGACUGAAACUGACUGUUACGUUCUAUGGACAUCCUGAGAGGACGAAUGUGGGGGUUCACAGUUACAAUAGUCUUUCUUGUUCUCGCCAUCCACGGGGUGAGGUCUGCUCGGCGUAUUGACGCCAAUGUCCAUCUUCAAAAUGCUCUGUACAAGCGGCAGCUUCAGAUGGCGGAUAUGACGUCAGACAUGUCCUGGCGGCUGCGCAGACAAACAACCCCGAUUGCCAUGACGGAGCUUGACGAGGUGAUGGCCUUAGGUCCGAACUCAGCCCUGGAGGUCACGAGGUCAGCGACAACAGUCCAGGGCACAACAUUGUGGCGUCUACAAGAGACUUUUAAAGGGAUACCUGUUGACGAUGCGGUCCUUACGGUGGAAACAGACGGCACAGGCCAGCACGUGCAGGAUGCCAGUGGUGUUGUGUAUCAGGGUAUAGAGGACGACACAGACGGUACUACAUACAUCGACAGCGAUACCGCAGAAACCAACUGCCUCGAUUAUAACAAUCACAUCCACUUUAUAGGCAACGUCCACAAACUCACGAGUGAGUUCAAAAUAUUCCUGAACGAGGAGAACCGUGCAUACCCCGGGUAUCUCGUGCAGUACACCGUUCUCGUGGAUUGCAAAGAGCACCGGCCCACGUGCAUCGUCAACGCGAGAGAUGGCAAUGUCGUCGACAGCAAGGACGCCGAGGAGUCGUCCCGGAAGUGUAAUGCCAAAGGCACGGGAGGUAAUCGCAAGAUCGGGAAAGUCCACUACGGGGAACUGCAGAAAUGCUUGCAGGUGACGCGGAUAAACGACACGUGUUACGCAGAAAAUAAAUACGUUAAGGUCAUUGACAACAAAAGGUCUUGCAUAACGGACCAAGAUAGUGAAGCUGCUUCCUACAACUGUCAGGAAGCUAAGGACGGGAUCAACGGGGCGUACUCGCCCCUUCUGGAUGCUCUGUUUCACGGUACAGUCGUAGUCAGGAUGUUUGAGGACUGGUACAAUGCCUACCCGUUAAAGGAUAAGGUUACAAUACGGGUACAUUAUGGAAAAUACAUAUCCAACGCCUUUUGGAAUGGCAAAUACAUAUUGUUAGGUGACGGCAGCAGCAGAGACUUUCCAUUUGUGAAUCUGGAUACUUUAGGACAUGAGAUCGGACACGGGGUCACGGAGCAGUUGUCAGGGCUUAUAUACAGCGGCCAAUGGGGAGCCCUCAAUGAGGCGUUCUCGGACAUGAUGGGAGAAACUAGCGAAGCUUAUCUGUCGGAGACAGACUGGGUUGUUGGUCGAGAGAUCCGAAAAGGUCCACAACCUCCAGCACGUUUCUUCGCCAAUCCCUCUGAUGAUGGCCACUCUAUAUCCCACGUUGACAACUACACCGACGGUCUCGAUGUACACGAGGCCAGCGGCGUGUACAACCGGGUUUUCUAUCUUCUUGUUCACGAAUACCAACAGUCCAUCAAAGAAAUCUUCGGAGUCUUUCUGCUCGCCAACCGAAUGUACUGGCAUCACAUGUCUGACUACCACAGCGCUGCCUGUGACGUCAUGAAGGCUGCCUACGAUCUGGGUCAAGAUGGCGCUCUCUUCCGCCGAGCUUUCAAAGAGGUCGGAAUAGACGUCUGUGACACAGAAACUCAUGUCUUGGGUCUACGGAAUGAUAAGGUUUACGAGAACAUCACGGUGUCCGUCGAUGUGACCCCUGUUUUCCGUUACGUAUUUCCAGCUAAAAGUGAGUACACGGACUACAGCGGCGUAAACAUCAGCGCCAGCAGCUACUAUGGAGACGUGCACAUCGUCCUGACCACAGAGGGCUGGGAUGCUGAUGAGGAAGAUCAGGAGAUAUUAGCUGAGGAGGACAAUUUCUUCGAAGGGUCAUUUGAAACGGGUAAAACUCCUUUUCCAUUCUACAUCUGGUUGACAACAGAGUCUGAUGUUCCUCUCACUGACGUCACGCUUUGGGUCUCUCCAUUCUGACUUCAGUCACUGGACGCACCUGCAAAGUAGUCGUGCAGUAUACUAGACCCAAAUGUAGCUGACAACAGACAAGGAGAAGAGAAACACGUGGAGGAUAUAAUUAUGUAACAGCUAUUCUCUCUUAUAAUUUUCUCGCACAUUUGACUCAUUGACAUCACAUUUCUUCCACUACUUUCUCUCUUUUGUUUGUCAUCUUGACAAAAUACAGUAACUUCUCAAUUAGUUUAGCUGUCUGAGCCAAAGAUAGAAUGGCAAAAAUGUAGAGCUUGCAUAUAAACUAAUGUUGCUGGAAACUAUGCAGCGUAGAGAGAUAUUAUUGGGUAGUGUUUUGUAGUGUUUUGUGCUAGUUUUUUGUUCCAUUCUGGUUUAUCUUUUUACCAUAAAUUGUGUUUAACCCUGUGGCUCAAUUAACCGGGAAAUAGAACUCAUUAUUAACAGCUCCAGUCCGACUUUGUGUUUGU
Pomacea canaliculata is the source of this 3044-nucleotide messenger RNA. Its product is annotated as elastase-like. Gene Ontology annotation, molecular function: metalloendopeptidase activity. Bases 649 to 2583 code for a protein of 644 amino acids. NCBI's taxonomy places the organism in Eukaryota, Metazoa, Mollusca, Gastropoda, Architaenioglossa, Ampullariidae. The record is from RefSeq and is a predicted model, not a curated record. Gene Ontology annotation, biological process: proteolysis. The transcript has 4 exons.